ACACGGAAAUAAAUAACACCGAUUGACGAUUUGUAAAAUAAAAAGGUAGUUGGCCGCAAUGUUUAAAUUUUCGAUUGGCUGAUCAGUGAAAAUGAUAUUCACGCCCAUUUUACUCCGGUCUACAGUAAUAUCUACUUGGAAGAUUGAGUUAAAGUUUCACAGUGCGUUGACGGUUACAGUGAUACUGUAUUCACAUUCUACUGGCGUGAGUUAGUAUUCGUAUACUGUCGAAAUAUCUGUCACCACCUGUUCAUGGGGAGGAUUCGGGGAGAUUUAGUAUUCCAGUCAACGUGUGCCUAAAAGGAUGAGUGCAAAAAAACUGCGAGUUGCUGUAAUUGGUGCUGGAGCUUCAGGCCUCUGCGCUGCCAGACAUCUCCUACUACACCAAGACAUCUUCUUUCCUCCAGUGGUUUAUGAAAGGACGAACCAUGUUGCAGGAAUUUGGGUGUAUAAUGAACGGUUUGGCCAAGAUGAAAGUGGUCUGCCUGUUCACAGUUGUAUGUACCGUGACCUCAGAACAAACCUUCCAAAGGAAGUAAUGGCUUUCCCAGAUUAUCCAUUUGAUCCAUCGCUACCUUCCUUCAUGCACCAAACUCAGGUCAGGCAGUAUCUGGAAGAAUACUGCAACAGUUCUGGCAUCACUGAACACAUAAGGUUCAGUACCCUGGUAGAAGAUGUGAGGCCCAUCAUUACAGAACCAUCCACUAGUGGAACAACAUGGCAGGUCUCCUCCAUCAAAGGAAAACAGACUUUUACAGACUGCUUUGAAGCUGUAUUUGUUUGUAAUGGACAUUACUCUGUCCCUCAUAUUCCUGAGAUUCCUGGUUUGGAGAACUUUACAGGACGUAUAAUGCACAGCCAUGAUUAUCGAACACCAGAACCAUUCACUGGACAAAGUGUGGUCUUGUUGGGUGUGGGACAUUCAGGACUGGACAUCGCACUGGAUUUGUCUUCUGUCACAGCCCAUUUAACAAUAAGUCACAACAAAAGUCCUUUAUCUUGCCCACUACCCAAAGGAGUGUAUCAAGUCCCUGGAGUGAGAUCAGUGAAUAAACAGGGGGAACUUGUGUUUGAGGAUGGUACACGAACCAAACCUGACAUCUUCAUGUUUUGCACAGGCUAUAAAUACACAUUUCCCUUCUUGUCACAAGAAGUUGCUGUGCAUGUGCAUGAGAAUUACAUUACCCCCUUAUACAAGCAUCUGGUGCACACUGCCUUCCCAUCUCUCUUCUUCAUUGGCCUUUGUCAGAUGAUCUGCCCAUUCCCAUUUUUUCACUGUCAGGUGUUGUUUGCCUUGGCCGUGCUGAAUGGUUCAUGCAAAUUGCCUACUCGUGAUCAAAUGGACCAAGAAACAGCUCAGGAAACUUUCUCUCGCCUUCAAAGUGGGAUAUUACCACGCCACCUUAUUAGAGUGGGUUCUGAACAGUGGAACUACACUGACAAACUGGCACAGAUGGGUGGGUUUCCCCCUCUGCCAUGUUUUACCAGAAGUCUAUAUGAGGAAGUUGGCAGGUGCAGAAAAGCAGACCCCAAUAUAUAUAAGACGCAAAACUAUGAAAUUGUGAAUGAGCACGAGUGGAAGCACAAACAAAAAUCUAGUGUAGAUAAGAGCAAUUAGAACAUGUUGUGGACAUUGGAUUCCUGAUCAUCUUAGCCUAGAAUGGCUAUUUCUAUGAAUUGGAGCUGACCGGCCAGACAGAUAUACUGAACAUUGUUAAGCAUUUCAGAGAAAAGGAAGUUUAUAUUUAAACAGGUAGAAAUUUAUUGUCUGAAUUUCUAUAGCGCACAUCAGCUAAAAGUUGUCUUUGUUAGAAGAUGUGUAAUACUGGUUCCUAGGACUGAUCUUUGGUGCUCAGUGAUGGAUUAAUUGUUUUUUUUUUUAAUUAAGUCCAUGUUACAUUGUAGACUUCAUCUGCAUGAUCUUAGAGAGUAAGGGACUGGCAGUGCUGUGAAUACUAAACUUGUGUAGUAAGACAUACCCAGUGACUCAAUCCGAAUAGUUUGCAAUUAUCCCUGAUAAAAUUAAACAGAUUUGAUUUUGUCUUGAAUCGUAGGGAAGCAGUGCACACUUGCCCUAAAGUACAAUGCAUAUAAUACACUGAUAAGAAAUAAGGAACAUUGGCGUUUAGUACCUGACAUACAUGAGACAAGCUCGUCUGUCUAAUGUUGCAUAUUUUAUGUGCAUGGCAAAAUGAUAA
This is a messenger RNA of Erpetoichthys calabaricus (reedfish), 2198 nucleotides long. RefSeq lists its product as uncharacterized. Lineage: Eukaryota; Metazoa; Chordata; Cladistia; Polypteriformes; Polypteridae. The record is from RefSeq and is a predicted model, not a curated record. Gene Ontology annotation, molecular function: flavin adenine dinucleotide binding; N,N-dimethylaniline monooxygenase activity; NADP binding.